Messenger RNA from Mytilus trossulus (common blue mussel), 622 nucleotides. Its product is annotated as C-type mannose receptor 2-like. The coding region runs from base 1 to 561 and encodes 186 amino acids. NCBI's taxonomy places the organism in Eukaryota, Metazoa, Mollusca, Bivalvia, Mytilida, Mytilidae. Gene Ontology annotation, molecular function: signaling receptor activity. The record is from RefSeq and is a predicted model, not a curated record. The transcript has 3 exons.
AUGACAGAAUGUAUGUCAGUUUCACAUUCAAAAACAUCCAAAGAGUGCAUCGGUUUAAGUGCAGGAUAUGUAAAUGGUAUGAAGGAUAUCAAAGGAUACCACAGUGAUGGGUGGACCUAUCAUUUAGUUUUAGAUAGUCGAUGCCCAAAAAGAAGUGGUUACGUCUAUAGUGAAACGAUUCAGAGUUGUUAUAAGAUUCAUGGUAAAGAUACUUCAUUGCAGUCUGCAGAGUAUGAUUCAAAAUGUGGUCUCGAAGGAGCGGAACUGAUGAGAAUAGAUUCUGAAGAGAAGCAGGUUUUUAUUGUUACAUUUCUUGAUUAUCUUGAUGUUACCAGUUGGAUAAUGUUUCAAGGAUCACAUCUAAUCGCAGAAGAGCAUUGGCGAUACAGUGAUGGAUCAAUCAUUACUUACUUCAAUUGGCAUUCAACACAACCUGAUUCAAGUGGUAACCCAGGUCAGACUGAAGUGAUUGGUAUGAAAAAGUUUGAUGGUUAUAAAUGGCAUGACCUAUGGUUGAAUUAUAAAGGCGCAUUUUUAUGCGAAAAAAGAAUUUUUGAUUGACCGAAUAUUUCUAUUUAAAAUUUUCGAAAACAAACAAUACAUGAUUUUAGAAAUAUCCUCU